CGUCGCCAUUCCACCGCAGGCGUCUGGCUCGCCGGGCCUCGCUCUCGCGCCGCUUCGCACUCGCCGCGCUCCCCUGCCCGUGCGCCGCGGCCCGGGCAGCCGGCGGGGACUGGAGCGCGGGGCGGGCUCUGCGCGCCAAUGAAUGGGCGCCCGGGGGACGCGCGCGCUCGGGGCUGAAGGGCAUUAGGACCGUGAGGAUCGCUCCGCGCUCCUGUCUCUCCCUAUCACCCCCCACCCCCCACCUCUCUCCCUUUUCUGCUCUGCAGGACUGAGCAGCCAGGCGCGAGCGAAAACAAACAGCUGGGGCUGCGAGCGCCCUCACCCCGGCCCCGAGAGCAAGCCGGCCGGGCCCCCCACUCGGGGCGCCCGCCCGCCCACCAUGAGGAAGAUCCGCGCCAAUGCCAUCGCCAUCCUGACCGUAGCCUGGAUCCUGGGCACUUUCUACUACUUAUGGCAGGACAACCGAGCCCACGCAGCAUCCUCCGGCGGCCGGGGCGCUCAGAGGGCCGGCGGGAGGCCAGAGCAGCUCCGCGAGGACCGCACCAUCCCGCUCAUUGUGACAGGAACACCCUCCAGAGGCUUUGAUGAGAAGGCGUACCUGGCAGCCAAACAGCUGAAGGCUGGAGAGGACCCUUACAGGCAGCAUGCCUUCAACCAGCUAGAGAGUGACAAACUGAGCCCCGACCGGCCCAUCCGGGACACCCGCCAUUACAGUUGCCCCUCUGUGGCCUACUCCGCCGACCUGCCAGCCACCAGCGUCAUCAUCACCUUCCACAAUGAGGCCCGCUCCACCCUCCUGCGCACGGUGAAGAGUGUCCUGAACCGAACUCCAGCCAGCCUGAUCCAGGAGAUCAUUUUAGUGGAUGACUUCAGUUCAGAUCCCGAAGACUGUCUGCUCCUGACCAGGAUCCCCAAGGUCAAGUGCCUACGCAACGAUCGGCGGGAAGGGCUGAUCCGGUCCCGAGUCCGUGGGGCAGAUGUGGCCACAGCUGCUGUCCUCACCUUUCUGGACAGCCACUGUGAAGUGAAUACUGAGUGGCUACAGCCUAUGCUGCAACGGGUAAAGGAGGACCACACCCGCGUGGUGAGCCCCAUCAUUGAUGUCAUCAGUCUGGACAAUUUUGCCUACCUCGCUGCAUCUGCGGAUCUUCGCGGAGGAUUUGACUGGAGCCUGCAUUUCAAGUGGGAGCAGAUCCCUCUUGAGCAGAAGAUUGCCAGGACCGACCCCACCAAGCCCAUAAGGACGCCCGUCAUAGCUGGGGGAAUCUUCGUGAUCGACAAGUCCUGGUUUAACCAUUUGGGAAAGUAUGAUGCCCAGAUGGACAUCUGGGGGGGAGAGAAUUUUGAGCUCUCCUUCAGGGUGUGGAUGUGCGGUGGGAGCUUGGAGAUCGUGCCCUGCAGCCGGGUGGGCCACGUCUUCAGGAAACGGCACCCCUACAACUUUCCUGAGGGCAAUGCCCUCACCUACAUCAGGAAUACCAAGCGCACUGCAGAGGUGUGGAUGGAUGAAUACAAGCAGUAUUACUAUGAGGCCCGGCCCUCGGCCAUCGGAAAGGCCUUUGGCAGUGUAGCCACACGGAUCGAGCAGAGGAAGAAGAUGAACUGUAAGUCCUUCCGCUGGUACCUGGAUAACGUCUACCCAGAGCUCACAGUCCCAGUGAAGGAAGUGCUCCCUGGCAUCAUUAAGCAGGGGGUUAAUUGCUUAGAAUCCCAGGGCCAAGACUCAGCCGGGAACUUCCUGCUUGGAAUGGGGAUCUGCAGAGGGUCCGCCAAGAACCCCCCAGCACCGCAGGCGUGGCUGUUCAGUGACCAUCUCAUCCAGCAGCAGGGGAGGUGCCUGACUGCCACCUCCACCUCCAUCACCCCGGGGUCCCUGGUCGUUCUGCAGGUGUGCAACCCAAGAGAAGGCAGGCAGAGAUGGAGGAGAAAAGCCUCUUUCAUCCAGCACUCGGUCAGCGGCCUCUGCCUGGAGGCCAAGCCCGCCCAGCUUGUGACCAGCAAGUGCCAGGCCGACGCCCCGGCCCAGCAGUGGCAGCUGUUGCCCCACACAUGACGGUAGCCUGGGGCCUCCUGUACCUUUUGCAUGAGACUUUGGGACUGGAAGCGGGUUAGGGUGGGGGAGUGUAAAGCAGGCCGUUCCCAUCUCCUCGCAUUUCUGCCGGAAUCAUCAGCAAACACCCCCUGCCACGACACACGUUUCUCCAAAGCUUGUUCCGGGGGGGCCACGGGGGAGCAGGCCCCGACGCCCUGGCUGCCGUCCCGGCCUCGCCCCGGAAGAGGAGACGGUCAGGAUGCAGGACUGCUGCUGGGCUGAGACUGGGCAGGCCCCCUGGCCCUCUGUUCCCUCCCUUUGCCCUCCUGGGGUUCCGGACCGUGUUUUGGGGGCCCUCGCCUGUUGGCUGGGGAGAACAAGGACAGAAGCCCACGCAGGGCCCCUGCUGGGUCACAGGGCCCGCCUGUGGGGUCAGCGUGAGAGGCGAAUGUGGGCGGCGUGGAUGGGGAGGGCGGGGAGGGGGCAGCCUGAAGGCAGGGAGAGAACAGGGAGGAGGUGAGAAGCUCAGUGGCCUGUCCCAGGCAGGUGCUGGGUUGAGUGUGGGAGGGAUGGGAUCUGGAGCAGAGGAUGAUGGGUCAUUUGCAGAAGGACAUGGAUGGAAAAGCAGCGAAGCACCAAAAGAGUGACUCUCCUCCCGACAGCCCAUCCUUCCUCCCAUGCUGUACCAGUCCCCGGGCGCCGUGCCCUGCACUCUGGUCUUCACGCUCUGCACAAGAGGCUGCAGGGGGCUGUUCAGGGGCAGCCUUGGGACACAGUUUAUUAAACAGAUCCCACUUCUGGUUGGCCGUGCGCCAGGCCAAGACCUCUUUCUUGGACCUUAAGACCAGCUGAUGCCCUGUCCCCUCUGCCUGGGUCCAUGGUGAUGACCCUGUAGGGACAGGCGGCCGCCCCGCACUGCUGAGCAGCCCCAUCCCUAUUCAGACCUUUUGACUCCUGCCUUCUCAAAAGCCUUUGCCUCUGUAAAUACUGUAUCAUGGCACUGAGGUGGCUGGGAUGAGCAGGACCUCCCUUCUGGAGCUAAACAUUCCCUAAGACAUUAGGGAGUAAGUCGUGCAGCCUAAGCCUCAUCCCCGCCCCUCCCCACUGCAAGAGGGAGGCCUGAGAGGGUCAGUCCCUGCAGUGGGCGGGGAGGCCGGCUGGCAGCUCCUGUUUGUGUAGAGAGCCCCCUUCUCACAGCCACUGGGCCCACGGCCUAGUCUCAGAAGGGCUUCUGCUAUUCCCCAUCUCCUCCUGCCCAACCCCACUGGCUCAGGCAGUGUGAUCUUCAGCAAAAGACCAGUGGUACAAGGACCCCUGGGAAUCCCCCCUCCCAAAGCAAAUCAGCCUGGGCCCCCUAGAGAAUUCAUGGAUUCCAGAGGGCCUAGGAAUCCUCUGAAAUUGUCCCCCAAAUAGUGCAUGUGUGUGCAUAUAUGCAUUUUCCUGGGGAGAGGGUCUGUGGAUUUCCCCAGCUUCUUACAGAGGUACCCGAUCCCCAAAGGAUCUGAACUUCUGCUCUGGAUUGGCACGACCAUCCAGCUGAGCUGCCGUGUCCCUUCUCCCUCCCUGGUGUGCCUAAACUGCUAGUGUCCUCUUCCUUGCUGUCCUCCGGCCAGCAGCCCCACGGUGGGGGGUUCUCAGUGGCUUCCUCUCACCUCCUGGCUCUCACCGGGCCCUCUUAAGCAGUGCUUCUGUGCCCCAGCAAGGGGCCCUUGGCCCCCAGGGCCACUAUCUUCCGUCCUCUGCCACUAUGUUUCAUCCACCCCCAUCUCUGUCGUGCGAGUCCGCCCCACAGGCAGCGCGAACCUUUGGGGAGGGGGGCACGGCUUCCCUCGUUGAAUGUAAGAGGACUGCCGCUCAGGGAAGCCCCUGAGAAGCCGUUCCUUCCCUGUGGUCAGGCUGCACUUGUCAGUCGUCCUUUGUGGGACUCAGCCCUGUUCUGGUUUUGCUUUUCCUCCUCUUGACCAAAGCAUGUGCCACUAGCUGUCCCCGAGGGCCUUGUCUUUAUGAACCACACAUCUGGAAUAAAACCACUUCUCACACGUA
Messenger RNA from Prionailurus viverrinus (fishing cat), 4075 nucleotides. It is a transcript of the gene GALNT16, whose product is annotated as polypeptide N-acetylgalactosaminyltransferase 16. NCBI's taxonomy places the organism in Eukaryota, Metazoa, Chordata, Mammalia, Carnivora, Felidae. The record is from RefSeq and is a predicted model, not a curated record. Gene Ontology annotation, cellular component: Golgi apparatus. Bases 380 to 2053 code for a protein of 557 amino acids. The transcript is spliced from 15 exons.